AUGGUGGAUCGUGAUUGUGUUGUCAGGAACUCUGAGUCUGACUUCGGAGAGGCGCCGAGAUAUGGCGGUCGAAAAGGCAAGGGGAGAAAGGGUAGUGGUAAGGGCUAUCGUGGAGGCUAUGGGUCCUGGGACUAUUACGAUGGGUAUUACUAUUAUGUACCUGUUGGCAAGGGGAAGGGGUGGUCGACAAUGGGUGGUUACUAUUAUCCGCCUUAUGGCAAGGGAAAGGGAAAGGGAAAAGAAUACGGUAAAGGUGCCCCACGUGUUCGCUAUUGGUGGUGA
Molecule: messenger RNA, 282 nt
Organism: Perkinsus marinus ATCC 50983
Lineage: Eukaryota; Perkinsozoa; Perkinsida; Perkinsidae
Exons: 3
Coding region: 1-282 (93 amino acids)
Source: RefSeq, a predicted model, not a curated record